Dermacentor andersoni is the source of this 1260-nucleotide messenger RNA. The record is from RefSeq and is a predicted model, not a curated record. NCBI's taxonomy places the organism in Eukaryota, Metazoa, Arthropoda, Arachnida, Ixodida, Ixodidae.
AUGCCCGCGCUGCCCCAAGAUGACAUCAAGAUCGUGAUUCGCAUACGUGGCGGUAUCAACAUAGCCAAGGUAGGCCAACUUAAGGUCACCAAAGCAAUUUGCAUGGCUGCUUGCAUCGAACCUAACGAGCGAAGCGAGGACACGAUAUGCCCCAAUUUGAAGCAGAACAUCAUGGUGGUCAGCACACCGUCCGAAGCGAACGCAGCAAAAUACCUCAGGAUCCACAGCAUUUCCAUAGGAGAGCAAACGUUUGAAACCACUGCAUGUAGGACGGCGCCGCACGAAACGUGCAAGGACGUUAUAAGAGGGGUUCCGCUCGAUGAGACGCAGGACUCCAUAAACCGCAAGAUCGUCAACCCACGCAACCCGCUCGCUCUGGCGGCAAAGAGAAUCAAGGAAACUGGCACGGUCAUCAUCGCCUUCGACGGCUUUCGAGUCCCGAACUAUGUCAGAUACGACAAUGCCCUGAUCAAGUGUUCUCUUUACCGCAAGCAGAUCGCCAUGUGCCAUGUGUGCGGCAGACUGGGCCAUCGUGCGGACGUAUGCCCCUCGCACGACGACGCAAUUUGUAAAGACUGUGGACUAGCUAACCCUAACGCAGAUCAUGUGUGCACCUCGAUCAAGUGUGCGCUCUGCGAGGGAAAUCACGUCAAGGCAAACAAGGAAUGCAUGAACCGCUUCCAACUCCCCUACGUCGUCCGAAGAAGACGAGUUGAAAGAAGAAUCGCAGCAAACGCAAGCAAAAGCACCACGAGAUCAGGACCAAUCGCCCCGAGUCAGCACGACUUGCCGCCGCUCAAGAACGCCGAGUGUUGCGCCAUCAACGACAACGUGACCGCCAACGCAGAUGCUCGCUUGUCCGGCGAGCGGGGCCGCUCGAGAUCGAGGAACUGCGGUCGCCUGUCGUCACGAUCGCGAGAACGCUCCAGGAACCCGAGCCAGAGAUCCUCGUCAAGGAUACGAUUCGCCCCCAGCCCACGAGUUGGCGGUGAUGACCGGUUGACGUCGGCCCAACGAGUUCAGCAGCACCAACAGGAGCGACAAGAACAGCAGCAGCAACAGCAGGCCGCCAGCCAGCCACCGUCGAGCCUCAACCGGGUUUCGUCGUCAGAAGGAAGCCGCCCUAACCACGUGGAUGAGCUGCUGAGCAUCACCACUGAAGGCCCGGAACUGCCAGAUGCCCGAGAUGCCACUGACAAUGACCGGCGAAAUUUUUAUCGAUUUUAUUGCAAAAGUGGUGGGAAACCCAGGCAGAUGUAA